Zymoseptoria tritici IPO323 is the source of this 321-nucleotide messenger RNA. RefSeq lists its product as uncharacterized. The coding region runs from base 1 to 321 and encodes 106 amino acids. The transcript is spliced from 3 exons. Lineage: Eukaryota; Fungi; Ascomycota; Dothideomycetes; Mycosphaerellales; Mycosphaerellaceae. The record is from RefSeq and is a predicted model, not a curated record.
AUGGAACUACUCCAGUCCUUCUUAUUGUCGCAAUCUCUCGCCUCCUCUCGCCUCCUCUCAGAGUCAGCUAUACGUAGUCGACCAACCUUUCCAGCUGCGAUCCGUAAUAUUCCUUGGCACCUCAACUCCACCAUCGACCCUAACUUCGCCUCGAACCCCGACUUCACAUACUACCACGAUCUCACCUACGAUUUCGGCUUACUCAAUCAUGCAGCGAAAAUGGCUCCACUCAGUUGCCCGGGGUUGGAGAGGGGAGUGCUCGAGUCGAAGCGGAGAGUGAGCAUCGCGAGCAAACUCAAUGCGAAGGGCAGCGGGACUUGA